Molecule: messenger RNA, 1149 nt
Organism: Prunus avium (sweet cherry)
Lineage: Eukaryota; Viridiplantae; Streptophyta; Magnoliopsida; Rosales; Rosaceae
Source: RefSeq, a predicted model, not a curated record
AUGAACUUAAUUGGAACUCCUCAAGAGAUCAUUAAAACUGCUGAAUAUUUAAAGGGUGAAUUUGAGAUGAAAGACCUUGGAAAAACUAAAUAUUGUCUGGGCUUGCAGAUCGAGCAUCAUCCCAAUGGUAUUCUUGUCCAUCAAUCAGCUUACAUUGAAAAAAUCUUGAAGCGAUUUUAUAUGGAUAAUGCCCACCCGUUGAGCACUCCAAUGGUAGGUCAUCCAUUAGACACAAAUAAAGAUCCAUUCCGUCCUAAAGAGGAUGAUGAAAUUAUACUUGGUCCAGAAGUUCCAUAUCUUAGUGCAAUAGGUGCUUUAUUAUAUUUAGCCCAAUGUAAUAGGCCAGAUAUUGCAUUUUCAGUAAAUUUAUUAGCCAGGUAUAGCUUGGCUCCAACACGUAGACACUGGAAUGGUAUAAAGCAUAUCUUGCGCUACCUUCAUGGAACAACUGAUAUGGGCCUGUUUUAUUCUUACGAACCUUCCAACGGUCCAAAUCUUGUUGGAUACGCGGAUUCUGGGUAUCUCUCCGAUCCACAUAAGGGUCGCUCCCAAACUGGUUAUGUGUUUACUUGUGGAAAUACAGCAAUCUCAUGGCGAUCUACAAAACAAACUUUAGUUGCUACCUCUUCUAAUCAUGCAGAAAUUCUUGCGCUCCCUGAGGCCAGUAGAGAAUGUGUUUGGUUAAGAUCCCUAGUUCAUCAUAUUCGGAAAACAUGUGAUCUUUCUUCAACAACAAAAGCUCCGACAAUCAUGUAUGAAGACAAUGCUGCUUGUAUAGCUCAAAUUAAAGAAGGGUUUAUCAAGGGUGACAUAACCAAACAUAUACCACCAAAGUUCUUCUACCCAUAUGAGCUUCAGAAGAAUCAAGAGAUUGAAGUCAAACAAAUUCGUUCCCAAGAUAACCUGGCAGACCUCUUCACCAAAGCUCUUCCGAAGUCUAUAUUUCAGAAGUUGGUAUAUGUGUGCACCUCCGUUGCACCUUUGGCUUGCCUUGGCAUGGUGCAAAAUAUCAAAAUCAUGCCAUGGCCUAUGCCACUUGCUAAGGGUCUUACACUUGGCCACUCAAAGUGCGAUAGAGACAUACAGAAGCACAACUUCAAGACCACGUCCAUCCUUGAGGAAGGGUUAACUGAGUUUGAUGCACUUUGA